Penicillium coprophilum is the source of this 2016-nucleotide messenger RNA. RefSeq lists its product as uncharacterized. Lineage: Eukaryota; Fungi; Ascomycota; Eurotiomycetes; Eurotiales; Aspergillaceae. The coding region runs from base 1 to 2016 and encodes 671 amino acids. The record is from RefSeq and is a predicted model, not a curated record. The transcript has 2 exons.
AUGGCGCCCUCCGGUUCGCGCUCAAGGUCCACUCGCCCUAUGCGGUCCAGCCGCACGAAGGUGCAUACCUACCACGAGGAAAGCUCAUCUCAAGAUGAAUCAAUCGGUUUGCCCGGCUCAAGGCGUGCCUCAUUAUCUCUUCGCUCGCGCAGUACAACUCGAAUGCCGAAAUCCUAUCGCGAAGACUCGACGGAUGCCAGCUUUCAUGGAGAUGCGGAAGACCAAGAGUCCGAAGCACUGAUAGCUACACCAGUCGACGCACCAAACCCAGAUGCUGGAUCUGUGCCUACUUGCCCCCCAAAACUCAGAGGUCCUCGGCGUACUGCAACUACCUCGAAGCCAAGGAGACCUAAACGAUCGAAACCCAGUGGUCAAGUUGGGAGGGUCUUGCACAAACGAGCCAAGACAGACGGGGAUGACCCACUAUUCCUGGGAUCAGGUGUCAUUCCCCCUUGGCAAACUCUCCCCUACCAUAUUCUCCUUGACAUCUUUCUGCGUGCAUCGCAUCCACUACUCGAUGAAAGCCGUUCUGCCCGCAAUGAUUCUGUAAACGCUCGCUGCACUCUAUUACUGUCCCCCCUUCUUCCUGCCUACAAGAGUCAUGUGCUCCUUUCUCUGUUGGCACGCCCACAAGAGUCUCUCUCGAUGAACUACUCUAGCAAGAUCAAGCAACUCCAUGUUGAAGUUGAACCGGUGCUCAUUUAUAAAAGUGGACCAUACGGCUACUUCGACCUUGCUCAGUUAAUUGAAAAUACGCCUCUUUUACACACGUUACGACUAUAUCACAAAGAUGACUACACAGUGGGAAUACCUCCAUGGCACAUUGUUCAAUCAAAGUGGACUUAUCCAGACGUCCUCUUUUCUGCCCUUGAGAACCAUGGCAUUACCCUUCGCAGCUGGGACUGGAACAGCCGCUUCUUAGAACCUGAUGCGCUUGUCGAGAUGAUGGUGAAAACGCACCCACAGCGUGCCUUUCGGGGUCUCCGAGAGCUGAAAUUGUUGCACUUCGAUCAUACCAAUGAAGAAACUUCCGCUGCGAAAGAGGCUGGCCUCCUUGAAGCUCUUAAGAUGCUUACAGACCUCCAGCGACUAGAUUUCAUUGAAAGCUCAUUGGUUUGUGGGGAGAUCCUGACCAAUCUACCAAAUACCCUCCGUUCUCUCACGCUGAACAACUGUGAUCGAUUGUGCUCAUCGGAUCUCACAGCUUAUAUGUCUUUACAUGGCACCAAUCUCCGAGAGCUCAGUCUAAGCCACAAUCGUCAUCUCAAUAUGUCUUUCAUCCAAAAUUUGGCUCAAUAUUGUGAGAAUCUCGAAAUUUUCAAAAUGGACCUUUCUAUGCAUGAUGCGUCCAGUUACCACGAUGUCGAGCCGCAUUUUGAAGAUCUACUUGUCCAAACAGAAAUUCCCACGUGGCCAGAGAAGCUUCAAGAAAUCGAGCUCAUCCAGUUACGCAAAUGGGACGACGCUACUGCGGAGGUUUUCUUCACUUCACUGGUGAAUGCAGCACCCAAACUUCGAGAUCUACGUCGGUUGGUCAUUAGUGCAAUCCUGAAGAUUGGCUGGCGUGACCGUGCUACUUUCCGUGAGCGAUGGAUCGGCCUUCUCGAAAAGACUUUUCUGCGACGAAGCAUGCCACCAGACCCAAAUCUCCGCUCCCUUCAGAAGCGCUCGCUCAAACCCACCACAUUAAUUGCACGGGAUGGACCGAAUGACCUGUGCUCUGAAGUUGAUGACCCACGACCAUCCACGGCUGAUAGUGGACGAUCGACUUCUUCCAAACGCCAAAGCACUCGGCUGGCACAUCAAAAAUUCAACGAAAAUGACGAUGCUGCCAGUGGUCCUUCGUCAGUCGGGACUCCGCAGCCUAGAGCCGGAAAGAUACAGGGGAUGUGCGAUAUUGUAAACAUUCGGAUCGACAACCAGCGACCGACCGAGUUACAGUUCAACGAGAAUGACUUUCUUGACGAUGAACUCAGCGGGGACGAGGACUGGGAUGGCAAUGAUGGUGACCUUUAG